Messenger RNA from Myripristis murdjan (pinecone soldierfish), 1616 nucleotides. RefSeq names its product E74-like factor 3 (ets domain transcription factor, epithelial-specific) (gene elf3). Gene Ontology annotation, molecular function: DNA-binding transcription factor activity, RNA polymerase II-specific; sequence-specific DNA binding. The record is from RefSeq and is a predicted model, not a curated record. Lineage: Eukaryota; Metazoa; Chordata; Actinopteri; Holocentriformes; Holocentridae. Gene Ontology annotation, biological process: regulation of transcription by RNA polymerase II; cell differentiation. The transcript has 9 exons. Gene Ontology annotation, cellular component: nucleus. Bases 157 to 1299 code for a protein of 380 amino acids.
CUCUCACACACAACAUAGAGGUAAAAUAGAGUGAAAGGAACAAAACAGCAGGAUCUUCUCAGAAGAAACUCAACUGUGGAAAUUAUACAGCACACACAAACUGUGGAAUAUCUUUGGAUUAUCUUUUCAUUGCAUCGUGCUGUUGCUUGCUUCCUAAUGAGUGGUUCCAUGUCGUCACCGUGCCUCAGCAGCGUCCUAACUCAUGCCAACCUCACCAUGUACCAAACUAGCAGUGCCGACGUCCUGCAACAGCAGCCCAGUGUGCCCAGUCUGCAGCCCAGUUUCAACACCCUGCACAUACUUAGCCCAGGCUAUAGCCCCAGCAUGACAGGUCAGUGGUACAGGCAGGUUAACCCUCAAUGUUGGACAUCAGAACAUGUUCUUGAGUGGAUUAGCGACCAUGUUGACAGAAUUAAGUUUGAUGCAAGCACCCUGACUCUGGACUACUGCACCAUGGAUGGUGCAACCCUCUGCCAAAUGAACCAUGACCAGAUGAUUAGCAUUUUUGGCCCACAGCUUGGGCUACACCUCCACCAGAGUCUUCAGGAACACAAGACCAAAUAUGAGCUGCAAAGCCUGUCAGGAAUAGACCUAAGUGAGACCUGUCAACUCCUAGACAACUUCUUGGACAACCUGAACUUCCCUUUCCUCAGCACUCUGAAAUUUGGUGAAGCUAAUGACAAUAAGAGGGAGUUCGACUAUGGGCCUGAUUACGACUUGGAAAAAUUGGCCAUGACUCCUCUGAGAGAUAGCAGUUACUUGUCUGACAGUGAAUCCAGCACUGGUGGCAUGUUUGGCUUCCCAAAUCCCAGCUCUCCAGAGUCCAGGAGCAGCGACUCAGACCCUGAGUUCUCCUACCCUCAGAUUUCAAAGGAGAACAUGAAAACGGAGAAAGGCGUGUCCAGAGUGAAGCGACCAAGGGGUCGACCUCCUAAAAUCAACAGAGAGCAACCCAGCAGUUUCUGUGACAAUCCAAAGAAAAACAAACAUGCACCCCGUGGUACCCAUCUAUGGGAGUUCAUCAGGGACAUUCUGAUCCACCCAGAGAGAAACCAGGGCCUGAUGAAGUGGGAAGACAGGCGUGAGGGCAUUUUUAAGUUCCUCAAGUCAGAGGCUGUGGCUCAAAUGUGGGGGCAAAAGAAGAAAAACAGCAGCAUGACAUAUGAAAAACUCAGCCGUGCCAUGAGGUAUUACUACAAAAGGGAGAUCCUGGAGCGUGUGGAUGGCCGACGACUUGUCUACAAGUUUGGAAAAAAUUCCAGUGGCUGGAAGACGGAAGAGGUUGGCAUGGGCAUGUGAGGCAUCAACUAUCACGUGGGUAGAAACUGAAUGCCUAUCAAGGCAGCGGUUAAAAAAAAAAACUGGAAAUACCAGUGUGGCCUCUCCUAUCAGAUAUUGUAUAACACCCUACAUGUUAUGGACUUUUAACUUCUCUUUUAAGGGGGAGGUGUUGCAGACAAUGUAAGCCAGUGUUUUUGGCUCUAGUAGGUUUUAUGAACCAAUAUUAAUGCUGUACUUGUGUUUGGUUUAUGUAUGUUUUUGAUUUUCACUACAGAAACUACAGUAUGUGUGUGGUAACUGGGUUGUUUUGGAUGCUUGUCAACUUUGGUUUUGGU